Neurospora tetraspora is the source of this 2468-nucleotide messenger RNA. RefSeq names its product mitochondrial inner membrane protein Mitofilin. The record is from RefSeq and is a predicted model, not a curated record. The coding region runs from base 232 to 2292 and encodes 686 amino acids. Gene Ontology annotation, biological process: cristae formation. Lineage: Eukaryota; Fungi; Ascomycota; Sordariomycetes; Sordariales; Sordariaceae. Gene Ontology annotation, cellular component: MICOS complex. The transcript has 2 exons.
ACUGUGUUGAAGCUCUGCAGUCAGAAGCUACCACUAGCCUGCCAAACUCUUGCCUGCCCGCCUCGUCCCGGAACUUUGCCGACCGGGAGCUCUUUUUUGCUCAGACCCUCCGAGCCCCGUCCGUCCCGUCUGAGCCUCCAAUUCGCAAUUCCAGGCCCGGGACAUCUCCGCUACACUCAACCACCACCCCUCCGCCCAUCCCAUAUCCCAAGGCCCCAUACCAUCCCCCUCAUGUUGCGCACAUCACUGCGAUCCGUGAGGGCGCUGGGCAGCAGGCCUUCUGCCGCUGUUGCUGGCCGUCAAUGGCAAGCAACCGUCGUGCGCCGUGCGGCCGUGUCCGGUCAGCGCUUCUUCGCCGACGACAAGAAGCCCGUUGUUCCUGAGCCCCCGGCCUCUCAGCCCGCCGUCCUCCCGGCCUCCGAGACCCUGACUGCUCCCUCCACUCCUCCUCCUGCGUCGCCCCAGGUCGAGUCCACGGCCACCGUCCCUCCCGAGGCCACCCCCUUGACGCCCCCCGCCCCCGAGGCCACUGUCAUCCCUCCCGUCGCCGAGGAGCCCGUCGUCCCUCCUACUCUUCCUACUCCCCGCAAGAAGAAGGGCUUCUUCCGCAGACUGCGCAACUUCCUCCUGUCCCUCACCAUCCUUGGCGCCAUCGCCUUUGGUGGUGGUGUCUACUACUCGCGCAUCAACGACGCCUUCCACGACUUCUUUACCGAGUACAUCCCCUAUGGCGAGCAGGCUGUUCUGUACUUGGAGGAGCUGGAUUUCAAGAAGCGCUUCCCCGAUGUUGUCAGCAGGGUGACCGGUCGUCCUCGCGACUCCGGUGAGCAGGUCAAGGUCCCUGCCCAGAGUGGUGCCUCGUGGCGCGUUGCCGACGGUGGCGAGCCUGCCGGUCGUCAGUCUAGCUCUAUCAAGAAGGCUGCCGCUGCCGCCAAGGAUGCUGUCACCAAGUCUGAGCCCGCCGUUGUUGCUGGUGCCAAGAAGGAUACUGCUGAGCUUCCCAAGACCGAGUCCACCACCACCGUUACUCCGGUCGAGCCCGUUCCCGCCGCCGCCGCCGUUCCCGGCCCUGCUACCGCUGCUGCUCCCGCCGCCACCGAUGCUUCCGGCACCCCCGUGAAGAAGCCCUUCAAGGCUCCCGAGGUUGACGAGCCCUCUCGCUGGCCCCCUGCCUCGCCCAUUGACCCCCUGAACGUUAACGGUGCCACCGACCCCAUUGUUCAGGACCUCGUCAAGAUGCUGAACGACAUCAUCACCGUUAUCAACCACGACAACGCCAACGAGAAGUACGCUCCCACCAUCGGCAAGGCCAAGAACGAGCUCUCCAAGGUUGCCGGCAGGAUCAACGAGAUGAAGGCCAAGGUUGAAGCCGAGGCUGCUAAGCAGGUUAAGGCUCGCGUUGAUGGUUUCGACAAGGCCGCCAACGAGCUUGUCUCUCGGGUUGAGUCCGCGAUGGCCGCUCAGGAGGCUGCCUGGCGUCGCGAGUUCGAGGAGGAGAUGAUCCGCCUCAAGAAGAGCUACGACGAGAAGACUCACCUGAUCCAGGAGCGCGAGCGCCAGAUUGCCGAGGAGAAGCUCAACAACCGUCUCCUUGAGCAGGCCAUCCAGCUCCAGCGCCAGUUUACCGACGACAUCAAGAAGCACGUUGAGGAGGAGCGCGAUGGCCGUCUUGGCAAGCUCAACGAGCUUUCCAAGGCUGUUGCCGACCUUGAGAAGCUCACCUCUGGCUUGAACGAGGUUGUUGAUACCAACCUCCGCACUCAGCAGCUUCAUGUUGCUGUCGACGCCGUUCGUGCCAGCCUCGAGGACGCUCACCACCCCCGUCCCUUCAUCAAGGAGCUCGUUGCCCUGAAGGAAAUUGCUGCCGAGGACCCCGUCGUCGAUGCUGCUAUCGCUUCCAUCAACCCCACCGCUUACCAGCGUGGUAUUCCCACCUCCGCUGAGCUCAUCGACCGCUUCCGCCGUGUUGCUACCGAGGUUCGCAAGGCUUCUCUUCUCCCUGAGGACGCCGGUGUUGCCAGCCACGCUUCCAGCCUCAUCCUCAGCAAGUUGAUGUUCAAGAAGGAGGGCCUUGCGACUGGUGACGAUGUCGAGAGCAUCCUUACCCGCACCCAGACCUACCUCGAGGAGGGCGAUCUCGACAAUGCGGCGAGAGAGAUGAACGGUCUCAAGGGCUGGGCCAAGACCCUUUCCAGGGAUUGGCUCGGUGAGGUCAGGAAGGUGUUGGAGGUUCAGCAGGCGUUGGAUGUUAUUCAGACAGAGGCUAGGCUGCAGAGCUUGAGGGUGGAGUAAACAGGAUUGUUCGUUACGAUAGUAGGCUUAGCACGAAUUCCCUUUGUUGUGAGACUCUGUAAGUUUACAGUGGCAAUCCGAGACAAAAUAGAGGCGCUUUUUUCUGGUUGUAUUCGUGUGAGUACUUGUUUUCGUGUAGUUUAAGUCAGAUGAAAUAGAUUCAAUUUGACGGCCGG